This is a messenger RNA of Anguilla anguilla (European eel), 2167 nucleotides long. RefSeq names its product N-alpha-acetyltransferase 40, NatD catalytic subunit (gene naa40). Lineage: Eukaryota; Metazoa; Chordata; Actinopteri; Anguilliformes; Anguillidae. The transcript has 8 exons. The record is from RefSeq and is a predicted model, not a curated record. The coding region runs from base 428 to 1144 and encodes 238 amino acids. Gene Ontology annotation, molecular function: histone H4 acetyltransferase activity; protein N-terminal-serine acetyltransferase activity; histone H2A acetyltransferase activity. Gene Ontology annotation, cellular component: nucleus.
CUAGAACUCGUGACGUCAUUUCCCGGGACUACAGAGGAACCGCUCGACGCGCUAAUGUAUUGGGCUCGGACUGAGCAAUAGAAGAAAGAGAGAGGGAAGAGGAGAGAGAAAAGGGAGAGAUAGGUCCUAGUAGAACAUAGAGACGUAAUUUUGGGACCUACACUUGGCGCCAAUCUGGCUGAAAAUGAGAGGUGUUUAGUUUAUGGAUUUUAAAUUCAUAUUUAUUUUCUAGCUGACUAGCUAAUUAUUUGUAGUUAAUUGUUUGCUAGCUAGCUAGCUAAGUUAGCUGUUUUUAUUUGUACCACAAGCCCCCUUCACAUUGAACGUAUAGAAACAUACGUAGGUAUUAUACCUUGCAAAGUGUAGUAGAGCUAACUAGCUAGCUGGUUAGCAAAUCUCUUGAAGGUGGUCGUUUAAAUACAGCAAUAUGGGGAGGAAAUCAAAUCGAGCGAAGGAGAAGAAGCAGAAGAGGCUGGAGGAGCGAGCAGCCAUGGACGCGGUGUGCGCGAAGGUGGAUGCCGCCAACAAGCUUGAUGAUCCUCUGGCCUCAUUCCCAGUGUUCAAAAAGUAUGACAGAAAUGGGUUGAACCUACAGAUAGAGUGUAAACGGGUGUCAACUCUGAACUCCAGCACGGUGGAUUGGGCUUACGAACUGACCAAAACCAACAUGCAGGCUCUCUAUGAGCAGAGCGAGUGGGGCUGGAAGGAGAGAGAGAAGAAGGAGGAGAUGAUGGAUGAAAGAGCAUGGUAUCUCCUGGUCCGUGACAUAGACUCCGCCCCCAUUGCCUUCUCUCACUUCCGAUUUGAUGUGGAGUGUGGGGAGGAGGUGCUGUACUGUUACGAAGUGCAGUUGGAAAGCAAAGUGAGGCGGAAAGGUCUGGGCAAAUUUCUCAUCCAGAUUCUCCAGCUCAUUGCCAACAGCACGCAGAUGAAGAAGGUGAUGUUGACAGUAUUCAAACACAAUCAUGGUGCUUACCAGUUCUUCAGAGAAGCCUUACAGUUCGAAAUCGAUGAGAACUCGCCCAGCAUGUCCGGUUGCUGUGGGGACGACUGCUCCUACGAGAUUCUGAGCCGGCGGACUAAAUUUGGGGAGGCCGGAGGUCAUGGGCAUGGUGGGGGACAUUGUGGGGGCUGCUGCCAUUGAGGCAGGGAGGAUGGGUCUCAGUGAAGAACCCAACCCCCCCCCCCCCCUCCCGGCUCUGUACGCUUUACCACAAUCCCCAUUGACCUUUUCCUGACACAAUCCUUGGAAAUAUUCAGACUCCCCUUACCUCCCUAUCCCAUUACUCGUACCGUCAACAUUUGUUUUUGAUUUUAAUGCCUCCACCCCAACUGCUUAGAGUUGCAUACAACCCUUUCAGUGUGUUGAUAUUGUUUUUCUUACCAACGUCAUACUACUUCUUUUUAAAAGGAUAGCAAUAAGGCUCCUGUUGCACAUCAGAGUUCCUCCUGCUACUCACUGACCACCUUGUGUAAAUAUUGGGCCCACAAUAGCGUCCAAAGGAUUUUCAGAGCUUUUUUUCCUAUUCAGAAUUUUUAAAACUCUUCACAGUGUGAUUGCAUCUGGAGAUUCAUCGAACAGAAGCUAUAGGAGGUUUAUUGCUAUUUUUGUUAACGGUUUCUUCAGGCUACUCACAAGGUUGACUGAUUAUUAUGUGGAUAUAUUUAUAAGGAUAUCUUGAUGUACAAUUUUGCAUUCUUUACAACUAGACUUCACAGUGGUCUGUUGUCUCAGGUUAUCAAACUACAAAACACUUUCUGACAGAGAAGAGAGAUCAAUGUACAAUUGUUGUGGGGUUGAAUUUGAUGGGGUUGGAGGACAGGGGAUGGGUAUUCUAGGGGUCACAUUUAAAUAGAAGUCCUUAGUUUAAAAAUCUUUAAUAUUUUAUUUUUAAUCUUGCCAUGCUUUUGUCAUAACUGGUCAAGUUUCUGUCCCACAUCCCUCUUCAUAUUUUAUAUCCAUCAAGUCUUGAUCCUCAUGUAUAUAAUCUGUUUUCCUGUUCACUUGAUUUGCCUUUGGAGGUGAGACUUAUGGAAGAGACAUAAUAAAAAACUUGUUUAAGUCUUGAGUUCACUAGAUUCUUGCUCUGAGGAAGGUAACCAGUGACAUUUCUGCCCUGUCUGUGUUUUGUUUGUAUGCUCUGAAAUAAACUUGUUCAUAUUCUAA